This is a messenger RNA of Glycine soja, 1078 nucleotides long. Its product is annotated as LIM domain-containing protein WLIM1-like. The transcript is spliced from 5 exons. The coding region runs from base 178 to 756 and encodes 192 amino acids. The record is from RefSeq and is a predicted model, not a curated record. Gene Ontology annotation, molecular function: actin filament binding. Gene Ontology annotation, biological process: actin filament bundle assembly. Gene Ontology annotation, cellular component: actin cytoskeleton; plasma membrane. NCBI's taxonomy places the organism in Eukaryota, Viridiplantae, Streptophyta, Magnoliopsida, Fabales, Fabaceae.
GGUGCAUCAUAUGCAUGAUCAGCAUUUGUAACUGCUUCUCUGAAUUUGUCUGAGUCUGAGCUGUUAAUUCUCCCAACACAAUUAUAAAAAGAAGAAAAACUUAGAGUGAUAGUUGUAGGAAAGUAAAAACAUAAGUGUUCUCUUAAUUCAGUGAGGUUCUGAAUUGUUCAACUUGAGAUGAUGGCAUCAUUUGCAGGGACUACUCAGAAGUGCAAAGCAUGUGAGAAGACUGUGUAUUUGGUGGAAUUGCUCACUGCUGACAACAAGAUCUAUCACAAAUCAUGUUUCAGAUGCUACCACUGCAAGGGUACCCUUAAGUUGAGUAAUUAUUGUUCCUUUGAGGGUGUUUUAUACUGUAAGCCUCAUUUUGAUCAACUCUUUAAGAAGACUGGCAGCUUGGACAAAAGUUUUGAAGGUAUUCCAAGAACUGCAAGACUUGAAAGAUCUGCCGAUCAGGUCCAAACCAAUACAAAGGUUUCAAAUUUGUUUGCUGGAACUCAGGAAAAAUGUGUUGCUUGCAAGAAAACAGUUUACCCAAUUGAAAAGGUAGCUGUUGAUGGAACAUCUUACCAUAAGGCUUGUUUCAGGUGCACUCAUGGAGGAUGUGUAAUUAGCCCAUCAAAUUAUGUUGCCCAUGAACAUCGUCUUUAUUGCAGGCACCAUCAUACUCAGUUGUUCAAGCAGAAAGGUAACUUCAGCCAACUUGACAAGCAAGAAAACGAUGAAGGGGUGACGGAGAACAGAAUAACUGAGUAAUGGCAAGCAUUCAACUUUCAAGUUACAUUGGCAAUACAAGUUCAGUUGGUGACUCAUUUUCAGGCAUCAAAUUCCCUUGUCUCAAUCCACAUUUUUUUUUUCUGUUUACUAUGUAUGUGAAAAGUUUUGUGAGACAAAUUUUGGGUUGAUAAUUGAGAAGAAUUAGUAGAUAGUUUGGCUUAAUCAUACGGCGCGGCUGACCAAUCUGCAUUUUGCUUUGAAGUUUAAUGAAGUUUGUAUUUUUCAUUACUGUGAUAAAAUCUGGUUUUCUCUGUAAAUUUCCCGUUGAUUUGGUUAUUCACAUUAAAAAUAUUUCACACUC